This is a messenger RNA of Rhodamnia argentea, 4269 nucleotides long. RefSeq lists its product as uncharacterized. The coding region runs from base 870 to 4043 and encodes 1057 amino acids. Gene Ontology annotation, molecular function: phosphatidylinositol binding. The transcript has 16 exons. The record is from RefSeq and is a predicted model, not a curated record. NCBI's taxonomy places the organism in Eukaryota, Viridiplantae, Streptophyta, Magnoliopsida, Myrtales, Myrtaceae.
AUCAGUCGAUCUCCUGCGAUUCGCUCUCCUUCCGGUUCUAAACCUAACAGUCUCGGUCCCUUGCUCGCGCUGAACCGCCUCUUCUUCUUCUUCUUCUUCGUCUUCCUCUCACGACUUUCUUUGCCCCUCUCCUUAGUGCUGCAUCGUCCAUUGUUGGAAGCUUCUCCCGCCGAGCGUCCGCCCUCCGUUUUCCGGCUGACUUUGCGCUUCGCAUUCGCGCGAUCCUGCUCGUGAGUUUGCCAGUUGUCCGAGCUGCUUGGGGGUGUUUCGGACGGUUCCCUUGUGGCGGCGAUCGAUGGUAGAGUUGAGAAUCGAGGCGGAGGGCCUCGGCUCUUGAGGUUGUUGCGAUUCCGGUUUCGGGGAAUCGUCGGCUGAUGAGUGUCGCGGGGGUGGAGUUAAUUUGUGGAUCGGUGCCUCGCGGGCGGGUCGGAUUGCUAAUUUCGGCUUCGCAUUACGUGAUCCUGCUCGUCAAUUGCUCGGUGCUCAGCGGUUCGAGGCUUUCGCAUGGCUUUCGCUGUGAUCGGUUGCCGAUAUGAGCCGGAGGUGGUUCGAUUUUGAGGUGUCUUUUAUUACUGUCCGAGAUUUCGUGCAACGUCUGUUGAUGAGUUUUGUAGCGUCGAGGUGAUUGGGCAGAAUGAGUUCGUCGAGGCAGGUGACGGCGAGAGACCUGGCUGAGGAAGCCAAGAAGCGGAUUGUUUUUCUGGCAAUAUGCGUCAUUGGGCUGUCAUACCUCAUGUCCUGGAGAGAGGAUUCUAUUUUUGGCCAGAAAUGCAUCAGACUUCAUCUUUAUUGCUUUAGAGUUCAGAGGACAACCUCUCAAGGGGGAUCAAAACUGACAUACUUCUCUGACAAAGUUCUCAAUUAAAUGGAUGGUGACAAGCUCUUCUGUGUGGGUUAACUUACCCGCUGCUGCAACAUUGAUCAUUGCUCUUCGCUAUUUUUCAAUGGAUUUUGAUAUGCGAAGGAAAGCUGCAGUAUAUAACAGCAAAAAACCUGCAAGCACCGCUUCAUCUCUGAAGAAACCUGUUCAAACUCCUAAAGUUGUUCCAAAGUCAAACUGGAGAAGAAAAGUGGAUUCUCCUGUAGUUGAAGAUGCAAUGGAUUGCUUUACAAGGCAUCUAGUAUCCGAGUGGGUCACAGAUCUUUGGUACUCUCGUUUAACACCUGAUAGAGAAGGCCCAGAGGAAUUGGUGCGCAUCAUCAAUGAUGUUCUUGCAGAAUUUUCAGAUCGUGUGAGGAACAUUAACCUAAUCGACCUUCUUACAAGGGAUAUUGUCACUCUCAUCUGCACACAUUUGGAGAUCUUUCGCCUGACACAAGCAAAGAUUGAAAAGCAACAAUUCGAACAUCUCACUGUUCAGCAACUAGAUGGUGAACUAAGGCGUAUCUUGGCUUCUGAAAAUAAAUUGCACCCAGCAUUAUUUUCCAUCGAAGCCGAGCACAAGGUUUUACAACAUGUAAUGGACGGACUUAUCACUUUCACAUUCAAGCCCGAAGAUCUGCAAUGCUCAUUUUUCAGAUGCAUUGUCAGGGAGCUUCUUGCCUGUGCAGUGAUGAGACCAGUCCUGAACUUAGCUAACCCAAGGUUUAUCAAUGAAAGGAUCGAGGCUUUUGUCAUUUCUAAAACCAAGGCUAAUAAAGGUGCAAUCGCAGCUCAUGAGGCAUCGCCAUCUAAAAAUGGGACAAGGGUCUCAGCUGAUCAUUUCUCCAGAUUCUUAGAUCCUACAGUAACUGGUGUUGAGCUCGUGCAGUUAAAAACAAGUCCAUCCAAAAGUGCUUCUAGCACACAUAACGCAGAAAACAUCAAUGGAACAUUUCUUUCCAAAGAUCCAUUGCUUGCUAUGGACGCACGAUCCUCCCGUUCAUGGAAUUCUUUGCCUGCAAACUCCCAAAAUGGUGAUGAUAAAGGUAUGUUACAACACCGCUCUGGAGGGGAGUGGGGAGAAAUGUUGGAUGUGAUCUCUCGUAGAAAAGCUCAAGCCCUUGCUCCUGAACAUUUUGAAAACAUGUGGGCCAAAGGGCGAAACUACAGAAAGAAGGAGGGAGAAAAUCGGUUGAUCGAACAGGCUUCACAGCAGUCUUUAGCGAAUAAGGCCGUUGUCACUGAUCAUUCUAGAUCCGUGUCCAACCCCAAAGGAAAGGACAAAGUGGUAAACGGCAAUCCUCCUGGAGGUGGCACCUCUUCUGCAGUAGGGAAUCCCUCCAUCCAACCAAACAAGAACUUGUCAGGUCACUCACUGAUUUCUGUAACUGAAGAAGAUGAUGACCAGAGUCUCAUGCGUUUGGAGGAGGCUGAUUCAGGGAGCAGUUCAUAUACUUCUGAAGAAGAAGAAGCUGAGACAAUUACUGGUCUUGACUCUCCUGGAACUAAAGUUUGGGAUGGCAAGAGUAAGAGAAAUGGUGGAGUUACUCCCAUCCAUCAUCCGCUAGAAACUUUUGAAGGCAGUAGCACAAGGAAGACUAGCAAAGGGCAUCCUCGCUAUCAACGAUUUUCUGGUACCCGUUCGGGCAGGAAAAGGUCUAGAUUGAGCAGCACAAAGGUGCAUGUUUGGCAGGAAAUUGAGAGAACAAGCUUCUUAUCUGGAGAUGGACGGGACAUACUUAAUACUUCAAAAGGCUAUGGGACUGAUGAGACCUCUAGUGAUGACUCUGAGAAUGAAAUUUUGGGUAGAGCCCACAGUGGUGCAGCUGCUUCUUCCUCUGCAUCCUCAGUAUCCCUGCCAGAAUGUCGAACUUCGAAUACUACCACUGUGCAAAAUUCCUUGGUUGUGGAUUCUUUUCUGAAGUUAAGAUGUGAGGUAUUGGGUGCGAAUAUUGUGAAAAGUGGCUCUAAAACCUUCGCUGUGUAUUCCAUAUCUGUCACAGAUGUAAAUAAUAAUAGCUGGUCAAUCAAAAGAAGGUUUCGGCAUUUUGAGGAGUUGCAUCGUCGUCUUAAAGAGUUUCCAGAGUAUAAUCUUCAUUUGCCACCCAAGCAUUUUCUCUCAACAGGCUUGGACAUACUUUUGAUUCAAGAAAGAUGUAAAUUACUUGACAAAUAUUUAAAGAAGCUUAUGCAGCUUCCAACAAUUUCUGGCUCUAUUGAAGUUUGGGACUUUCUAAGUGUUGAUUCUCAGACAUAUUACUUCUCAAGUUCCUUUUCCAUCAUUGAAACUCUAUCAGUUGACCUAGAGGAUAAGCCCUCUCAAAAGAGCAAAAGGGUUUCAAGUUUUCUUGGGCCAGCCAUCAAUCCCUUGUCAUCCAGAAGAGAUAAUAUAGUUCCCGAAAACAAGGAGACACCAUUGCAGACGAAGCAUGAUCCUGCAGUGGAUCGUUCCAGGCUGAAUGCACAAGAUAAAACUGCCAAUAGCAGGGGGAGUGACACCACUAAAGAGACAUCUGAGGCACUUCUUGAUGCUGCCACUGACCCAACCCUUCCUUCAGAGUGGGUCCCUCCAAAUCUCAGUGUCCCAUUGUUAGAUUUGGUCGACGUCAUUUUCCAAGUUCAAGAUGGUGGAUGGAUACGGAGGAAGGCAUUUUGGGUGGCCAAACAGGUUUUGCAACUAGGAAUGGGUGAUGCCUUUGAUGACUGGUUGAUAGAGAAAAUUCAGCUUCUUCGGAAGGGAGCCGUUGUUGCUUCCGGAAUCAAGCGUCUCGAGCAGAUUCUUUGGCCUGAUGGAAUUUUUAUAACCAAGCAUCCAAAGCGACGACGUGCUCCCCCUGUCAAUCCGUUGCAAAGUUCACCACGCCGCCAGCAGUCCUCAGAAAUGUCUUCACCUAGACAGAGUGAUGAGCAGCAGCAACUGGAAGCAGAACUACGUGCAAAGUUCGUAUAUGAGAUAAUGAUUGAUAAAGCACCAGCAGCUAUUGUCAGUCUUGUUGGUCGUAAGGAGUAUGAACAGUGUGCGAAGGAUCUCUAUUUCUUUCUUCAGUCAUCCGUGGGUCUGAAAAUGUUGGCUUUCGACCUCCUCGAGUUGCUUCUGUUAUCAGCAUUCCCGGAGCUGGAUUCUGUCUUUAAGCAGCUAUAUGAUGAGAAACAUAAAUUUGGAGAAUACAGAGCAGAUUAGGCAAAAUUCAUGUACUAGAUUAGUUACGAGAUCGAGCAAAGAUUUGGGUUCUUUCCCUCUUACACUGUUUCACCUUUCUAGUCUGCACAUCUCUUUUACACCAGAGUUUUUCUUUUCCCCCUUGACCAUGGGAGCGAAGUAUUCCUUACAGAGGUGUGAGUUUUGUAUCUAGUUUUUAUUCAAGAUGUACAGCAUUCUAAAUGUAAAGCUUCUCGUUUCUCUUCCG